AUGUCUAACAAACGCAUCGAACAAAGCGAAAUCGAAAAAUAUUGGGAGAUAUUUGCAUCUUUAUCAAAUGGUGGAACACAUCUCACGGGCGCGCAGGCAGCGCCGGUUCUGAAAAACAGUCAACUACGAGAUGAUCAACUCGAACGGAUAUGGGAUCUCGCAGAUGUCGACAAUGAUGGGAAUCUAGAUUUUGAGGAGUUUUGUGUGGCUAUGAGAUUAAUUUUCGAUCUUGUCAACGGGGAAUAUGCAGAUGUACCACCAGCACUACCUGACUGGCUUGUUCCAGAAUCGAAGGCACAUUUAGUCCAGGCUAGUCGAGCACUUACGGGAAGACAGGUUCAAUUCGAACGCGUUGAAGACGACGAUGACACGCCGGGCUUGAAAGAUGGCUUCGAUUGGUAUAUGAGUCCGUCAGACAAAUCCAAAUACGAAGAGAUAUACGCUGCGAAUAGGGAUGGCAGAGGAGAUAUAACUUAUACCCUCUACUCUUCGCUUGACGUACCAGAUACAGAUGUUCGUUCAGCCUGGAACUUAAUCAAUCCAUCCGCAGCUCCCGCCAUUUCCAAAGAUGCCACCCUCGCCUUCUUACACAUACUUAAUAAUCGACACGAAGGAUAUCGCAUUCCUAGAACUGUUCCUCCAUCCCUCAGAGCAAGUUUUGAACGGAACCAAAUCGAUUACCAAUUAGACAAUCAACGUGUAGCAUCACCGGCGCAAAAAUGGGGCGUUACAGGUGGUGAAGAAACAAGUACUGGUCGCAAAGCUAAAUUCGGAGAGACAUAUAUGAGUCGACUUGGAUUAGGUGGGAAGAGCAGUUACAGACCUGCUGGUACUGAUUUCUCAGGUACAAAAACGACCGAGGAUUGGGAGGAAGUAAGAUUAAAGAAACAACUCGCAGAGCUCGAAGCCAAGAUUGAGAAGGUUGAAGCUGCAGCUGCAGCGAGAUCCGGCGGACGACGGGAUACCAAGCCAGCUUUAGUCAAGAGAGAAUUGGAACAGUUGCUAGACUACAAGCGUCGAGAAUUACGAGAUCUGGAAUCCGGUGAGGGAAGAAGUAAAGUUGGUGCAAGCUUAAAGGGUGUUGCGGAUGAGAUCGCUACCGUCAGGGAACAGGUCGAUGGAUUGGAAGCACAUUUGAGGUCACGCGAACAGGUCUUGGAGGAAUUGAAGCAAGAGAUUGAAAACGAGAAGAUCAGCCGAUAG
This is a messenger RNA of Sclerotinia sclerotiorum 1980 UF-70, 1203 nucleotides long. RefSeq lists its product as hypothetical. The record is from RefSeq and is a predicted model, not a curated record. NCBI's taxonomy places the organism in Eukaryota, Fungi, Ascomycota, Leotiomycetes, Helotiales, Sclerotiniaceae. The transcript has 3 exons. Gene Ontology annotation, cellular component: actin cortical patch; plasma membrane; nucleus. Bases 1 to 1203 code for a protein of 400 amino acids. Gene Ontology annotation, molecular function: calcium ion binding; protein binding. Gene Ontology annotation, biological process: actin filament organization; endosomal transport; actin cortical patch assembly.